CACAACCUGUACCGUGAAAUCGGUGUCUAAAAUUUUUCGUGUCCAAAUCUUAAUUACAUCCAGUGAAAUUUAUCUUGCCAGUGGGCCAUGUAUUUUCCAAAGAUGAACAAUAAUCAAAUCAACAGGCCGCAGAGAUAUAUCUCCAGAAACCAGCUCACAAUAAUCAGAUCUGUGUAAUGCAGGUUAUUCCAGCUAGAAGUUUCGUAGAAGUGAAAUGCUAGAAUUAUAUAGCUUUGAAAAAAAUCGAGUUUACCCAGAGUUAAGCUAACUAGCUACAGCUACAUUAUGAUUAGAUCCCCCCCCCAAAAAAAAAAAAAACACAACAACAACAACAACAACAAACAAAUAACACACACACACAUAAACAGACACCAUGACAUGACUGCUAAAAUGUAGCUAUUAUAGCUAAACAUGAAUUAAAUGUCUUCUCUCUUUCUUAAUAUAGGUACACCACGUGCAAUAUUCUUUCUGUCAUGGAAUUUUAUGUGAAACCCUGAUGGAUACAAAUUUAUAAAGUGUAAGUGGGAUGCUAAAACAAGGAAAAGGAGCCUUGUUAAGAUGACUCAAAACUUUAAUGUGAACUAGAAGAUGUAUGGUACCAAAAAUUACACAUGGAAAAAUUUAGCUAGCUAUAUAAAGCUAUGGUAAGUUAUUUAUGAUAUAGCUAUUUUUUGAACACAUGUACACACGUGACGACAACCCCCUCAAAGUUUAGUAUUUUACAGAAUUUAUUAGUUAAUUUAGUUUUAGUAAAGUUUAACCAGAAUAGAACAAUUAUUAUGCUAAGUUUCAAUGAAGGUAUUGUUUAUUCCAUAUUAUACAUUCUUGUUGAUAUCUGCAAAUUUCUAUAGUCAACAAGAUACAAACUUUCAAGUCACCUGUUUCAAUGAAUUAUUUGUUUUCAGUAUUUCUGAGUCACUAGAUUUUUUUUAAGGUUUCAUUUGUUUAAGGUAUCUAUAACCUGUAAUUCUUGUGAAGCAACCAAUAGCAAAUAAAAUAAGAAUAUUUCACAAUGACUAACCAACCAAAUUUUAUCUAUCAUGGAUAUGGCCUAAUAAGGAGUUCAAUUCUUCUUUAUUACUUAUAAGUUUCUGACAUGGUUUUAUUAAUAUUCCACAGUUAUACAGGUAUAUCAUUGGUUCAGUUGUUGUGAGAAAUCCGUAAAAUAAGUAGUUUAUAUGAGUAAUUUUCAAAAUAAUUUUAUUAUUUAAUCUGUUCAAUUCAUUCCUGUCACCACAUUUAAAAUGGAAGUAAAUAACGUACAGGAAACACGUUUAGCUGCUUCUGAAGAUGUUGGUAAAUCCAAAUCUGAAGAUCAUUCAAUCUUUCUUAAGCCAUUAACCUUGGAGGUGUAUCAACAGCAGUCGCAGCUCCAAUACAAAGCAGUGGAAGUAAUGAGUGUCAAGAAAAUGAAUUUGAUAAACUUAAAUUCAACACUGCUUUGUUCACAUUGGCAAAAGAAAAGGAAUAUUAUAACCUACAAGCUUUGGAAGCAACAGAGUAUGGUAUUCAUCGCAACAUCCAAAGGCGAAAACCAAAAAAUGAAUCGAUCCCGUUUCGAUUAGUGCUGAUCUGUCAUAAUGCCCCGGGUUUUCAUAUCCAGAGACGCGCUUGAAUUCCCCCGUGUCCACAAAAAGACUAUUUUUGAUCUCAUUUCAUGAAAACUAAUCUAUUAUUAGUUCUCACGAAAUAACAGAAAGACUAGCGCCCAAAUUUAACCCUUGUGGUGCGGAUCCCGUAUAUAUACGGCAUAGCCACGGACGUUUUACAGGCCCGCCCCCAGCUGCGUCACACAAGCAAUUUCAACAAACUGGUUUUGCUCAAAUCUGGUAGUACAAAACACUGCCCUUUGAAAAGAAAGUCGGAGUCUAAAAGCGCUUUGAUGUGCGGCCCUACAAAAUCAAUAAUUCAUUCAAAUAAUCUCUCCGCAAAUUUUGCCAAGUCCAAGAUUGUUGAUCAUGUCACGGGCCACCAAAGCACACAAAUUCACCCAAACACAGUUUUGUGUCACGGCACACCUACUUAGCGUGCGCCCAAAUGCAUUUGCUACACAUCCAAUGCUCGCAAUCCGUUCUUACGUUAAACUAAAGUCAACUAAAGUCAACAGGUCCGGGGGGGUCCAGGGGGCAGUGCCCCCCCCCCCCUGGCAGGAGGCGACGAACGCCAAGACGCAAAUUUGUGGAGGCCAAAAAAAAAGUUUAGGACUUUUUUUUUCAAAUAAGCCUGAAGUGAGCAUUUAGUUGCUUUUUGUUCUUGAGUUAUAGUCAAUUAAAGUAGGAAUAAAAGUUGUGUAGAAGUUCUGUAGUACAAAAUUACACACCAACAAGAAUCCGAAAUCUUUUAACUUGCAAAGGCUUUUCAUUUUUGGCUGAUUUAAAUGCAUAUUAAUUUCAAGUUAACGGGCAUGGAUAUGUUUCAUCCUGGACAAACACGUACGUUUUUGGAUAUCUUCUGUGUACCAUAUUUGAUAGCAACUUUGUGGGUCAAAUUUGCAGGAACACACACAUGAAUAUAGUGUUCCAGAUCUAAAUAUUUUUAGUGGUUUGUUCCUUAAACACACCAUAAAUCAGGAGACACUUCUGCUCUUCAAACCGACCUAAUAGAGGCAUUUUAAAGCACAUUCGUGAACUAAUCAAAGAGAAUUAUGAACCAGAUAUUACAACUGACGAAUCUGAACUGGCAAAUAUCGAAAAUGGAAUUAAAAAACUCGAAAUUUCAUUUUUAUUGAUGACGAGGAGGAGGAAGAAAAAACACUGUAAUAAUUCCUAUAAUAUUUUUAACUUUGUUGCUCAAAAUUUCAGAUUAUACUCCAAAGAGAAACUCUUCACUUCUUUGUCUGUCUAAAAGAAAAUCCAUACAUUGGAGAUUUCACACGAGGGCGAAGGUUUUAUCAUGUAAACGCCGCGUCCACCUAUCGACUCAUUUUUUGCAAUGCAAUGCAAACGUUGCUUCUAUUAAUGAUACGUGAAACACGUACUACCUAUGUUGAGAAUGCUGCCUAUUUUAAAUUUCAUAUUAAAUAGUGGUAUUUCUGUCAUACAAUAAUAAACUGGUAAGACGUUGAAAAUAAUUGAACACCCUUUUCGAGUUGCCGACACUCGAGCCCAAAAGGUACAGACAUUUAAAGCUUAUAUCGCAUAAAAUUCACACUAUUCAAAUCUAGUCCAUCUGAGUGCUAUAACACUAUCUUGAUUUUGAGCUUUUAAGGUCGAGUCCCGAAUUUAUUUGAACUAUUUUACCUUCACACUGUGUGUGAUAAAAUUUUAACAAUUGUUUUGAAGAACAUUUGGAUGUUUCAUGUAUCCUUAGGUAUUAGUGUUGUAAAAAUAUACGCUUUAACCAACACAGUGGUGAUUAAUCCAUAUAAAGUUUCUUCCGUACACGUUACCAACUCCGAAUUACAAUAUCUUUUUGCAAUAUAGAUGUUGCUGACGUUAUAAGAGUUCUUGCUAUUGGCAAUCCAUACACAGCAUUUCGUAGAUUUUACUGACACCGACACAGAAAUCUAUAUUUUCUUUCUUUUUUUUUGUGCUUCAACCGUUUCUUCUGUUAAAUAUUCCUGUCGUCUCAUAUCGUUUAUACGGAUACAUAGUAACUAAUCCAUGCAAGGUUUUAUCUUAUAAUUACGAUAUCUUUCUGAUCUGUAUUAUAUAUUUGCUGAAGACCUCUUACUGUUGAUCAAUCCAUACACACCGAUUUUGUCGACUUCUCAAACUCAGCAAUCACGUUUUUUUUUAAAUGCUAACAUUGCUGCCAUUAAGUGUUGGCCGUCUCAUAUCUUUCAGAACUACAUACUGAUUAAUUUAAACAGAGUUUCGUCAGUAAGAACCUAUGGUUACAAAUUCAAGAAUACGAUAUCGAUAAAAUUGUGCCUUAAUUUGAACGGUUUCGAUUAAUUUAUAAUAUAGACUUUUUAGACUUUUUAAUCCGAAGAUAAGUUAUGAAGAAUUUAGCCCUGAAUUUAAAAUAAAACUGUGUUU
Molecule: messenger RNA, 3980 nt
Organism: Hydractinia symbiolongicarpus
Lineage: Eukaryota; Metazoa; Cnidaria; Hydrozoa; Anthoathecata; Hydractiniidae
Exons: 2
Coding region: 1245-1565 (106 amino acids)
Source: RefSeq, a predicted model, not a curated record